This is a messenger RNA of Notothenia coriiceps (black rockcod), 2548 nucleotides long. It is a transcript of the gene dhx8, whose product is annotated as DEAH (Asp-Glu-Ala-His) box polypeptide 8. Lineage: Eukaryota; Metazoa; Chordata; Actinopteri; Perciformes; Nototheniidae. Gene Ontology annotation, biological process: mRNA splicing, via spliceosome; spliceosomal complex disassembly. The record is from RefSeq and is a predicted model, not a curated record. Gene Ontology annotation, molecular function: ATP binding; RNA helicase activity; RNA binding. Gene Ontology annotation, cellular component: catalytic step 2 spliceosome; intracellular anatomical structure. The transcript is spliced from 14 exons. Bases 1 to 2274 code for a protein of 757 amino acids.
AUGACACCCAAUCCAGAUGGCUCUCUGUCUCAAGCGGCCAUGAUGCAGAGUGCUCUGGCUAAGGAGAGGCGGGAGCUGAAGCAGGCGGCGCGGGAGGCAGAGAUGGACUCCAUCCCCAUGGGGCUGAAUAAACAUUGGGUGGACCCGCUGCCAGACGUUGACGGCAGGCAGAUUGCAGCUAACAUGAGAGGUAUUGGCAUGAUGCCUAACGACAUCCCAGAGUGGAAGAAGCAUGCCUUUGGAGGCAACAAGGCCUCCUAUGGUAAGAAGACCGCGAUGUCCAUCCUGGAGCAGAGGGAGAGUCUGCCCAUCUACAAGCUGAAGGAGCAGCUCAUUCAGGCUGUUCAUGACAACCAGAUCCUGAUUGUGAUUGGAGAGACAGGGUCCGGUAAGACCACGCAGAUCACUCAGUACCUGGCGGAGGCCGGCUACACCACCAGGGGGAAGAUCGGCUGCACACAGCCCCGUCGUGUGGCCGCCAUGUCCGUGGCCAAGAGGGUCUCUGAGGAGUACGGCUGCUGUCUAGGACAAGAGGUAGGUUACACCAUCCGUUUCGAGGACUGCACCAGCCCUGAGACGGUCAUCAAGUACAUGACGGACGGCAUGCUGCUGAGAGAGUGUCUCAUCGACUCUGAGCUGGGCCAGUACGCCAUCAUCAUGUUGGACGAAGCUCACGAGAGGACAAUCCACACUGAUGUGCUUUUUGGUUUGCUCAAGAAGACUGUAAUGAAACGCACAGACAUGAAGCUGAUCGUAACAUCAGCCACACUGGAUGCCGUGAAGUUCUCUCAGUAUUUCUAUGAAGCGCCCAUCUUCACCAUCCCAGGAAGAACUUACCCAGUGGAGGUUCUCUACACCAAAGAGCCUGAGACGGACUACCUGGAUGCCAGUCUCAUCACUGUCAUGCAGAUCCAUCUGACUGAACCUCCAGGGGACGUCCUGGUGUUUCUGACGGGACAGGAAGAAAUCGACACUGCUUGUGAGAUCCUGUACGAGAGAAUGAAGUCCCUGGGUCCCGAUGUUCCUGAACUGAUCAUUCUGCCAGUUUAUUCUGCGCUGCCCAGUGAGAUGCAGACCAGGAUCUUUGACCCCGCACCCCCCGGCAGCAGAAAGGUGGUCAUUGCCACAAACAUUGCAGAGACAUCUCUGACCAUCGAUGGAAUCUACUACGUGGUGGAUCCUGGCUUUGUGAAACAGAAAGUGUACAACUCAAAGACCGGCAUCGACCAGCUGGUGGUGACACCCAUCUCACAGGCGCAGGCCAAGCAGAGGGCGGGUCGAGCCGGCAGGACGGGCCCCGGGAAGACCUACAGGCUCUACACUGAGAGGGCCUACAGGGACGAGAUGCUGACCACCAACGUGCCAGAGAUCCAGAGAACCAACUUGGCCAGUACUGUGCUCUCUCUGAAGGCCAUGGGCAUCAACGACCUCCUGUCCUUUGACUUCAUGGACGCUCCUCCCAUGGAGACUCUGAUCACAGCCAUGGAGCAGCUGUACACUCUGGGAGCGCUGGAUGAUGAAGGCUUACUCACACGCCUGGGGAGACGGAUGGCGGAGUUUCCUCUGGAGCCCAUGCUGUGUAAGAUGCUGAUCAUGUCCGUCCAUCUGGGCUGCAGUGAAGAGAUGCUCACCAUCGUCUCCAUGCUGUCUGUGCAGAACAUCUUCUACAGACCUAAGGACAAACAGGCCCAGGCUGACCAGAAAAAGACAAAGUUCUUCCAGCUGGAGGGAGACCACCUGACCCUGCUGGCUGUCUACAACUCCUGGAAGAACAACAAGUUCUCCAACCCCUGGUGUUUCGAGAACUUCGUCCAGGCUCGCUCCUUAAAGAGAGCCCAGGACAUCCGCAAGCAGAUGCUGAGCAUCAUGGACCGACACAAGCUGGACGUGGUAUCUUGUGGAAAAGCUACAGUGCGGGUCCAGAAAGCCAUCUGCAGCGGUUACUUCAGGAACAGUGCCAGAAAGCACCCCCAUGAUGGCUACCGUACCCUGAUCGACCAGCAGGUGGUGUACCUCCACCCCUCCAGCACCCUCUUCAACCGCCAGCCUGAGUGGCUUGUGUACCAUGAGUUGGUGCUGACGACCAAGGAGUACAUGCGGGAGGUGACCACCAUCGACCCCCGCUGGCUGGUGGAGUUCGCCCCAGCGUUCUACAGAGUGGCCGACCCUCAUCGCCUCAGCCGGCAGAAGAAGCAGCUGAAACUGGAGCCUCUGUACAACCGCUACGAGGAGCCCAACGACUGGAGAAUCUCCCGCGCCUUCAGACGACGCUGAAUACUUCCUGUGCCUCACAUUAUUAUUUCAUGUGGACAAUCUGUGUAGUUAAUACUACCUUUUCUUGGAUUAGAAUUUUAUAUUCAUUCAGUAAUGCUUUAUUUAGCCUUGAUAUCCUUGUCUUAAAUUGGUCAACACUUCCUGUAUUACAUUUUCUAUUAGGGUGACAUUAGGGUGAUAAAUGUUAUUGUUAAGAAAUUGCAAUAUUGAUAAUUGUUUUUCGUAAUUGUAGAUAAACACUGGAUGCACUUUUAAUUGCUUUUGCCUCUUAAUU